UUCGAAAUUUCAAAACUAACUCUCUCUCUCUCUCUCUCUCUCUCUCUCUCUCUCUCUUCGCCCGUCGUCAUCGUUUCCACCGCAGAUCUAGGUCUUUGAACGUCAAAGUUUCGAGCUUGCCUCAGAUCCAGGCGAUCUGAUUCGGACGCCGUAGUCGUCGCCGCCGCCACCAACUUCCGAAGCCAAGAAUGGAGAACCUGAUCUCGCUGGUGAACAAAAUCCAGAGAGCUUGUACUGCUCUAGGUGACUAUGGCGAAGGUAGCGCAUUACCGACUCUUUGGGACUCUCUUCCCGCCAUCGCCGUCGUCGGUGGACAGAGUUCCGGGAAGUCUUCUGUCUUGGAGAGCAUUGUUGGGAAGGAUUUCUUACCACGUGGUUCUGGAAUUGUUACUCGGCGUCCACUUGUCUUGCAACUUCAUAAGAUUGAUGAAGGAAGCAGAGAAUAUGCGGAAUUUCUCCAUCUUCCAAGAAAGAGGUUCACUGAUUUUGCUGCUGUGAGAAAGGAGAUUUCAGAUGAGACAGAUCGAGAAACCGGCCGCAGUAAACAAAUCUCUAGCGUUCCAAUUCAUCUUAGCAUAUAUUCUCCUAAUGUUGUCAACUUGACACUUAUUGAUCUUCCCGGGCUUACAAAAGUGGCUGUUGAGGGUCAAUCGGAAAAUAUUGUGCAAGACAUUGAAAAUAUGGUUCGCUCCUACAUUGAGAAGCCCAACUGUAUAAUUCUAGCUAUUUCACCUGCCAAUCAAGAUCUUGCUACAUCUGAUGCAAUUAGGAUCUCUCGCGAAGUGGAUCCAACAGGGGAGAGGACACUUGGAGUCUUGACAAAGAUUGAUCUUAUGGACAAGGGUACUGAUGCAGUUGACAUGUUGGAAGGAAAGUCAUAUCGGCUAAAGUUUCCUUGGGUUGGGGUUGUGAAUCGCUCACAAGCAGAUAUUAACAAGAAUGUAGACAUGAUUGCUGCCAGGCGUAGAGAACGUGAGUAUUUUUCUACCACCCCAGAAUACAGGCACCUUGCUCACAGAAUGGGUUCUGAGCAUCUAGCAAAAAUGCUUUCUAAGCAUUUGGAAACUGUAAUUAAGUCAAAAAUUCCUGGCAUCCAGUCCCUUAUUAGCAAGACUGUUGCUGAACUUGAAACUGAACUGAGUCGUCUUGGAAAGCCUAUUUCUGCUGACGCUGGAGGUAAACUAUAUACCAUCAUGGAGAUUUGUCGCUUUUUUGAUGGGAUAUAUAAAGAACAUCUUGAUGGCGUGCGUCCAGGUGGUGAUAAGAUAUACAAUGUUUUUGAUAAUCAGCUUCCUGCUGCUCUGAAAAGAUUGCAAUUUGACAAGCAGCUUUCAAUGGAAAAUAUACGAAAGCUCAUCACUGAAGCUGAUGGAUAUCAACCUCAUCUUAUAGCUCCUGAACAAGGUUAUCGUCGUCUCAUUGAAUCCUCUGUAGUUAGCAUAAGAGGUCCUGCUGAGGCAGCUGUUGAUGCGGUUCACAUCAUUUUGAAGGAUCUGGUUCACAAGGCUAUCAGUGAGACUCCAGAAUUAAAGCAGUAUCCUGCUCUCAGAGUAGAGGUUACAAAUGCAGCUACUGAGUCGCUCGAGAGAAUGAGAGAACAAAGCAAGAAGGCAACACUACAGCUAGUUGAUAUGGAAUGUAGUUACCUGACAGUUGAUUUCUUCCGUAAACUUCCCCAAGACAUUGACAAGGGCGGAAACCCAUCGCAUUCACUUUUUGAUAGAUACAAUGAUUCAUAUCUCAGGCGGAUUGGGUCUAAUGUUCUGGCGUAUGUCAAUAUGGUAUGCGCAAGCUUGCGUAACUCCAUCCCCAAGUCUGUGGUCUAUUGCCAAGUUCGAGAGGCAAAACGAAGCUUACUUGACCAUUUCUUCACUGACUUGGGAAAACUGGAGACAAAGCGGCUGUCGUCGUUACUGAAUGAGGAUCCGGCAGUAAUGGAGAGGCGUACUUCCCUUGCAAAGAGGCUGGAGCUAUACAGGAGUGCUCAAGCAGAAAUAGAUUCAGUUGCUUGGGCGAAGUAGAUGUGUGUGCAGGACAUCUGCUAUACCUUUCGAACGUGGAUUUUGUCGAGAUGGCCACACGAUUCAUUCAUUUACGAUUUUGUUGUAAUGGUGGGCAGGAAGGCGGGUUCGGAGGCAUUUUGUUUAUUUUUAUUCAUGUACUAACGAGUUGGUGUGAGGUGAUGCCAUCUUUCACUUGAUAUCGCUAUGCUUGUUUUUCAGCUGCAACAUUUCUAUAGUAUAUAUGUGAUUUGCUUCUGAUGUGCCA
Molecule: messenger RNA, 2268 nt
Organism: Pyrus x bretschneideri (Chinese white pear)
Lineage: Eukaryota; Viridiplantae; Streptophyta; Magnoliopsida; Rosales; Rosaceae
Product: dynamin-related protein 5A
Exons: 16
Coding region: 189-2021 (610 amino acids)
Biological process (GO): receptor-mediated endocytosis
Cellular component (GO): cytoplasm; plasma membrane; microtubule
Molecular function (GO): GTP binding; microtubule binding; GTPase activity
Source: RefSeq, a predicted model, not a curated record